Catharus ustulatus (Swainson's thrush) is the source of this 500-nucleotide messenger RNA. It is a transcript of the gene UTS2, whose product is annotated as urotensin 2. Gene Ontology annotation, biological process: blood vessel diameter maintenance; regulation of blood pressure. The record is from RefSeq and is a predicted model, not a curated record. NCBI's taxonomy places the organism in Eukaryota, Metazoa, Chordata, Aves, Passeriformes, Turdidae. Gene Ontology annotation, molecular function: hormone activity. Bases 44 to 418 code for a protein of 124 amino acids. The transcript is spliced from 4 exons. Gene Ontology annotation, cellular component: extracellular region.
CUGAGUUCCAGGGUUAGGCACAACGAAACGUUGGGCAGCAACGAUGCAGAAGCUGAUACUCUGCUGUCUCAUCAUCAUCAGUGUCUCCUGUCCUCUCUUGUCUCUCCCCAUCAUCAAUGCCAGUGAGAUGUCUUAUCAACACUCAGCUGAUGAAGAUCCAAGGUUAAACCUGGAGAGGCUGGGCAGCCUUGGAAGCACCUCCCUGCUCCAGCUCCUGCCAGAGCUCCUGGGCACUCUGUCUGAGGACAACAAAGCAGGUCUUACCCCCAGCAGCUACAACCCAGGGGAAAAUAUCAAAGAGACUUUCUAUGGGAAUCAUCCUCGAAUUGCUUUGCUGGGACGCUUCUUGACCAAGGACAGGAAACAGUACAAGAAACGUGGAAAUCUUUCUGAGUGCUUCUGGAAAUAUUGUGUGUAAACAGGAAUCUCCCUGGUUGCAUAUUUAUACAGAUGUCUGAAAACAUGUCUAUAGAUGUGCUUGAUUUAAAACGAGAGCGAAG